UCGCGAGCCCAGAGGGGCAGCUCUGCACGUGGAGUUGAGGCAAGAGAGAACACGGGAAGGGGGAGAGGCGGGGCUCGGCUUCGCUCCUUUCUCCGUGGCCCCAGCAGUUACGGGAGGGCGGGCCAAGGGGAGACUCGGCCAACGCGCGCGCCCGGGCCCGGACCGCGGCUCCGCCUCCGGCUCCUCCUCGCCCCGCUUUGUUGGCUGUGCCUGUUGGCGGGAAGGCAGCUGCAGCGGCGGGGGCGGCGGCGGCGGCAACAGAGGCAACAAGAUGAGCGGUGACCAGCUUGCUGGCUCGAGCCCCAAUGACUUACCCUGUAAGAAACGGGAUGACUAUUUGGAAUGGCCUGAGUACUUCAUGGCCGUGGCCUUUUUAUCAGCCCAGAGGAGCAAAGAUCCCAACUCCCAGGUUGGUGCUUGCAUUGUAAAUGCAGAAAACAAAAUUGUUGGAAUUGGGUACAAUGGGAUGCCCAAUGGGUGCAGUGAUGACUUGCUUCCCUGGAGCAGGACAGCAGAGAAGAAACUGGACACAAAAUACCCUUAUGUGUGCCAUGCUGAAUUGAAUGCCAUUAUGAACAAGAACUCGGCGGAUGUGAAGGGUUGUACCAUGUAUGUUGCCUUAUUCCCGUGUAAUGAAUGCGCGAAACUCAUCAUCCAGGCAGGUAUAAAAGAAGUUAUUUUUAUGUCUGAUAAAUACCAUGAUAAUGAUGAAACCACAGCUGCAAGGCUCAUGUUUGACUUGGCCGGGAUUAAAUUCAGGAAAUUCACACCCAAGUACAGCAAGAUUGUCAUUGACUUUGAUUCAAUUAACAGCAGACCGAGUCAAAAGCCUUAGUGAGUUACAUCUCAUUAAAACUCUAGAAGAUUGAGAUUAUCCUCUUCUAAGAAGCUGCUAAUGCCUUUCAUCUUGAAGUUACACAUAACUUUUUAAUAGCCCGUACAGCAAAAGUAGACAUCUAAAGAAUAUAAAGCCUCAAAUCUUCCUUACUGUCUCUCUGGUCACAUGGAAUCUACAUCUAUUUAAACUAUUGAUUUGUGAUUUGAAAUGGAGACACAUUGGAGCGUGGGCAAGGAUGGGGUAGUGGUGUUUCUUUUUUUCUUUCUCUAGAAGAAACACGGGGCAGAGAAAAGAAAAAAGAAGGACGUUCAAAUCCAGACUUUGCCAUUUACCAGCUGUAAGUUGGGCAAAUGCCUUAAUCCGUUGACUCUGUGAUGACAGGUCUGGCGUACAUCUUCUGUGGUUCCAUGCUAAGUCUGUUGUAUGUUUCCCCUGGUACUAGGUCAUUGGGGCUGGCUGGGAUUCCCCAGGUCGGCUCUGUGCCAGCUCAGUGCCUUAGUUUAGCAAUGGCCCUUCACCCAUUUAGAGUGUGUCUACUUGUGCUAGAAGACAGAUAAAUAAUUGCUGUUGUCUUCUUAGCGGGGAUGAGCAGACACACUGGGUUGAACAUCUGGUCCCAGUGAAGUAGAACAUGGAAGUGCCCUUGUUAAAAGCGAACUCCGAUUCCAGGCGCCUCUAUAAAAUAGUGCUGGGAGAAGGUCACCCCAAACGUGAUGGCGACAGAUUGAGGACUGCCAGCUUGCCCUUUCAAAUCCUUGACGGAGGGGCAUCCCACUGUAUCAGUAAAUAUGUAUCGAGUGCCUACUUGAACGAUCCAGGCAGUUAGCAUUUGCCUUCCUCACCAGAUCUCAGCAAAAAUAGCUGCUUUUUGGGAACUCAUUUUAUGUCUUUUUAUCAGAUGCUGCAUUUAAUUCGUCUUGUUCUUAAGAGUUCUUUAUGGGGGCAUCUGGGUAGCUCAGUGGAUUGAGAGCCAGGUCUAGAGACGGGAGGGAGGUCCUAGGUUCAAAUUUGGCCUCAGACGCUUCCCAGCUGUGUCACUUGACCCCCCUUGCCUAGCCCUUACCACUCUUCUGCCUUGGAACCAAUAUACGGUAUUGACUCCAAGACGGAAGGUGAGGCUUAAAAAAAAAAAAAGAGUUCUUGAUACUGUUGGUUGAAUGGAAGACCUGUUCCUGAUCCUAAAAACACUCUUAAUUUAAUUGUUUGUAGCUUUCAGGUCGAGGACUCAAAAGUUUUUCACUCAGAGUCUAAAGACGAGAACUGAAAAGUUUCAAGAGACUUCAGAUAGUCAUCUAACCUUUUAUUUAACAAUUGAGGCAAAAAGAAGGGGGGAAGUGAGUUGCCCAGAUUCACCCAAGGAAUUAAUAUCAGAACUAUCAUUCCAACCCAGAACUCCAAAUCCAUUAUUCUUUCUCUUCCCCUGUCUUUUCUGCUGUCCCCACACCCGAGGAUAGGUUCUGUCUGUCCUCUUAUCGUCCACCUUUGUUCAACACCUGGGUUAUCUCUACCAUGAGAUAGAACUGAAAAUAAAAGCUGUGGAGGCAGUCUGUUCUAGCUAGAGUGGUGACUUGGGUGUUUUUAAUCACACUGCCUCAUUGCCUUUGUCUUCAAAAAUAUUGCUUAACCAAACAGCCUCACUAAUCAGCACGAGGCUAGGGAAUGCGUGUCAGUGCACCUUGUCUUUUAUCUAAUUUAAUUUUUUAUUAGCGGUUUAGUACUUUUGUUUAGAAAUGUCUCUCUUCUGGAGAGUGUUCCUCGCUUUCUUUCUCUCUCUCCCCCCCCUCCCCCCUCCCCCCCCCCAUCCCUCUCCCUCUCCCUCUCCCUCUCUCCCUGUCCCUCUCUCCCUCUCCCUCUCCCUCUCCCUCUCUCCCUCUCCCUCUCCCUCUCCCUCUCCCUCUCCCUCUCCCUCUCCCUCUCCCUCUCUCCCUCUCUCCCUCUCUCCCUCUCCUUCCCUCCCUCUCCUAUUUUGCUGAACUUUUUGUCUCCAAGGUUUUUGUGCUCUAUAUUUUCAAUCCUUAUGCAAUUUGGCAUUUUACCAGUUUUAUUAAAAUCUUACUGAAAUGUCCUAACUGAAGUGUGCUCAUCAUUGUAGUAUCAUAUUGUGUGUUUAAUUCUAUAGUUCCUGCCAUGGUUGUUAGUGGUGCCUGGAGCACAACAGACCUAAUACAUACUUUUCAAACUUCUAAAAACUUCCCCAAACAAGCUACUCACAUUGUAGAUUUUCUUCAGGGAAAAUCCAAGGUGAUACCUUUUUCUGGGCUAGAUUUUUAAAAUAAAUAAAUCAGAUUUCCAUGAGGUAUUUGUGUAUAUUUAUGGUGGAGCCAGAGGGGCAGCCAAGUGCCACAGAGUGCUGGACUUAAGAAAAAUGGCAAACUACUUCAGUGAGAUAACCCCAAAUGGGGGUCAUGAAGAAUUAGACAUAACUUAAACAACAAGCGUGGGGCCCAGAACUCUGACUGUGGGGAAGGAAUGUUGAUCCUUGCCUUACUUUUCAGACUAGAUUCAGGGACCCCUCCCCCCCAAAUAUAGCAAUGGAACAGAUAAAAACUCUCAACUGUAACACUCUCCACUGUGUGUGAUUCAGUAGGCCAGUGUGGUGCCAUGUUUGCACAUAGUCCAUGUGGGCAAGAAUAAAGGUUAAAAUGUGUAGGGUUAAGCAAGGAGGAUUAACCCCACUGCCUCUGCUGCAACUAGGACUAGAUUUUUCCAGCGGGCACCAAUAUGUGACCUAGAUCACCAGGAUUAGCAGACGUUGAGCCAACACAGAUUCUUCCAGUUAGAGGCAGAAUAUUGUCCCAAUUCCAGCUCGGGAACUGGAACAAAGCAGCUAGGAUGUGUCUGAGGCCAAAUUUGAACCCAGAAAAAUCCCCGUUUUUAGACCUGGCUGUCAAUCCACUGAGCCAUCCAGCUGCCCCCUUCCCCUGACCCAGGUGAGGUUUUUUGCAGAAGGUGGGACCUAAUGUGAAGUUCUCUUACAUAAAGAUGCCAGGAAGCAGAGAUGAAGGAGGAGAAAAUACCCAGCAUGGGUGACAGUGAAAAUGCAGGGUCAAGAGAUAGUAUCUUUUUUGAGGAACAUCAGAAAGCCCAGAGUACACUGGAGGGGACUGUAAUAAGGCAUGAGAAGACUAGGGCUUGGACUCUUGUCUCCCAAGCAAUGGGAAAAGGAUUCUUGAGGGCGGAAGGCUCAGGAGAGGGAUGUUGACCUUCCAUGUCCAAGUUUAGAAGGAAGGAGAUGGAGAAAGGUGAACAAGAAAACCUCAUUUCCUUUUUCUCUGUGCAACCCUUGGGACAGUGCUCUGUAGCCACUCAAAGUGUGGAAGAAGCAGAUCUAGAAGAACAGUUAUUCAAGGAUAACAACAUUUUAUAAAUGGAGAAUUGAAAGACCUAAGAACCCUGCUCAACCUAGCAGUCAGUGAAGACUGGAGGACCUAUGAUCAAGAACGCUGUGGAUCCAAUGUGAAAUAUGAAAGGCAUUUUUUUUAGACAUGGUCACUAGGGGAAUUAGUUUGACUUGAAGACACAUUUUUUACAAGGGUUUUGCUUUUCUUUUGGGGGAGGGAGGGGUAAGGAGGUGUCGAAAGGGGGAGGAAAUAAAUGCUUUGUUAAUUUUCUGAGGACCUCCAUCAAUGACCAUAGACUGAUGAGGAGGGAGUCUUUGCCUUAGAUGUUCUUUGGAAGUCUUAUCUGGAGUAGGUUGUUCCUUCAAGGGAACUGAGACCAAGAGGUUUAACCAUACCUUUUGCCAUGGUUUAGAUCAGAAAUUCACAAAGUGAUCUUAUCCAUGGGGUUUCAUAGACCAUCAUUGCAUGUAAAACCAAUAAGACCUUGACCCAACACAUUUCCUACUCUUAUUUUUUAGACUUCAACAACAUACACUCCUAUGUCAGUGUGGUGGAUAGAGGUGUGUCCUUGAAGUUAGGAAGAUUUGGAUUUCAGUCCCAUGUAACCCUGGGCAAGCCUCUUAGUCUUACGGUGCCUCAGUUUCCUUAUUUGUAAAAUGAUGGAGUUGGACACCAUGACUUCUAAGGACCCUCCUAACACUAAAUCUAUGCUCUUAUGUUCUCUUUAAGUGCCUAUUUCAAAAUCAAUUGAGCCCCUGCCCUUUCUGGACGUUGGAAUGGGACAGUUUUCUAUUCCUAUAUGUUCAACUAAUUCACUGAGGUGGGAAGCUCUCCUGCCUAUGACAAAAUGGAGUUGGUUGGUGUGGAAAUUGAGAGAACCAAUUCGAUUCUGCCUCCUGGACACUGACACUAUUAUCCUCCAUCUUAUUUUUCUGCAAUUCAUCCAUUGGAAACCAGAUGGUAUAGGCUGUCAUUUGAUAAAUGCAGGUGAAUGCAAUUAAUCUCAGUUCUGGGAAAGGAAAGACCCCCAAACCUAUUUGUCCUUCCCUCCUCCAAACGUGGAAAUGCCCUAAUCUUUCCUCUAAUUAGAAAUCAGAUGACCUAAUUUUGUAUCCUGGCUUAUAUCCUGUUGUUUUCUUUUCAUUAAUUUGUUUUGUUUGAUUCAUUGUUUUUAAUACAUAAAAAUCUGUCUCUGUAUUCAGUCUUUGGACUGACUGAGGGGUCCAUUGACCCAUUUAAUAUGCCCCUUUUCCUAAUAAAUUGUAUUGCUUA
Monodelphis domestica (gray short-tailed opossum) is the source of this 5451-nucleotide messenger RNA. RefSeq names its product dCMP deaminase (gene DCTD). Gene Ontology annotation, cellular component: cytoplasm. Gene Ontology annotation, molecular function: dCMP deaminase activity; zinc ion binding. Lineage: Eukaryota; Metazoa; Chordata; Mammalia; Didelphimorphia; Didelphidae. The record is from RefSeq and is a predicted model, not a curated record.